Molecule: messenger RNA, 964 nt
Organism: Tachysurus vachellii
Lineage: Eukaryota; Metazoa; Chordata; Actinopteri; Siluriformes; Bagridae
Gene: synprb
Product: synaptoporin b
Exons: 5
Coding region: 107-964 (285 amino acids)
Cellular component (GO): synaptic vesicle; synaptic vesicle membrane
Source: RefSeq, a predicted model, not a curated record
GUUCCUGUGUCGAAGCAUCUGUGUAGUGAAUUCUUAGUCGCUUAGGGAGCGAGCGUUCACUCCUUUACUGAGAGAUAUACUAACUGAUGAACAGUCAUCCACCUCAAUGUGUAUGGUCAUAUUUGCUCCGAUUUUUGCUGUUUGUGCAUUUGCAACAUGUGGUGGAUAUUCUGGUCAGAUAAUGGUUAAAGUAGAAUGCAUGGAUAAAACCCAAAGAAAUAUUAGCAUCAUUUUUGGCUAUCCGUUCAGACUGCAGCAGGUGCACUUCAGUGUCCCUCUUUGUGAGGGUAAGAGGUAUGAGACACUCUUCCUCGAGGGAGACUACUCUCCUUCAGCACAAUUCUUUGUUACUGUGUCUGUGUUAGCAUUUCUCUACUCGCUCCUAGCUACAGUAGUCUACAUUUUCUACCAGAACAAGUACAGAGAAAAGAACAGAGGUCCUCUAGUGGAUUGCCUGGUGACUGUGAUUUUCUCAUGUCUGUGGCUUGUGAGCUCGAUAGCAUGGGCUAAAUCUCUCUCUGGAGUAAAGACAGCCACAGAUGUGAGUCUGAUACAGAUGCUAAUGUCUGCCUGCAGAGAUGAAGAGAACUUGUGUGAGACACUAGAGGAGCCGAGCUGGACCAAUCUUAAUGUUUCAGUGGCUUUUGGCUUUCUGAAUUUUUCCCUGUGGGCUGGUAACAUUUGGUUUGCCUACAAAGAAACAGGCUUACACAAGUCCGGUCAACGAUAUCCCUCCAGAACUCCCUCUGAGAAACGCAGUGGUAGCUUCAGGCAGUACAGUCAAAGCAGUUUUGACCAAUCUGGAACAGGUUAUGGACAGAGACUCUACAGCCAGCCAAGUUUUGACCUAUCAGGUGGAGGCCUCAGCCUAUUGCAGACCAGUCUGGCACAACCUAAUGUUUACAGGCAGAUGGGCAGUCCCACAUCUAGAGGACCGCUCAUAUUUGUCAAUGAAAGUCAGUGA